GUCGCGUGCGGAGGGAGAAGGGAGCUGCAGUGGAAAAGCAAAGAGCAAGGAUGAUAAAGGUCCUGAUAUGUGUUGUUGUAGCCUUCCUGCAAACAGAAGGCAGGCAACGGGCGACGUCGGACAGCGGCAAUUUUCUGGAUGAUAAACAAUGGCUGACUACUAUCUCGCAGUAUGACAAGGAGCCGGGACACUGGAAUAAAUUCCGAGACGAUGAUUAUUUCAGGAGCUGGAACACUGACAGACAUUCGGAUCCAGGGCUCGAUUCUACGAAAGAUCCAUGCCUAAACGUGAAAUGCAGUAGACACAAAGUAUGCAUCGCACAAGAUAACCAUAGAGUGGUCUGCAUUAGCCAUAGACGGCUAACACACAGCGUGAAAGAAACUGACUUGACCCACAAAUCACGGAAAGGAACAAAUUGCAAGCAGUGUCCAGUGGUUCAUCCUCACCCUGUAUGUGGAACAGAUGGCCAUGUCUACUCCUCUCUGUGCAAACUGGAAUAUCAAGCAUGUGUUUCAGGCAAGCAGAUCUCACUCAAAUGUGAUGGGAGGUGUCCUUGCUCCUCAGAUAAACCAUACAAUGAAGGAAAAGAUGAAAGGAAAGCAGAAUGCGGUGACAGGGAGUUCAGGGAAGUUGUGUCAAGACUUAAGGACUGGUUCAAAGUACUCCACGAAAAUGGUAAUCGCAACAAAAAAGCUCAUGGACUUCAGAGACAGGACAAGGACCGAAUUAAGCAAGCAGAACCAGCUGGUCAGCAGCAUGCAUUUGAAGGACGUCAGUCAACAGGGCGCCAACAAGAAACAAGCAUCAGGACAGAUACAUACACACUGCAACAAUUGUACAGUGAUGUGGAUAAGGAAGCGCACAUUGAAGGACAGAGUGCUAAUGUUGGAGGAUUUGACACCAGUAUUCUACCCAUUUGUAAGGACUCACUUGGAUGGAUGUUUAACAGACUGGACACAAACUAUGACCUGCUGCUUGAUCAGUCAGAACUGGGAAGCAUUUAUUUUGACAACCAUGAUCAGUGCAUGAAGCCAUUUUUCAAUUCAUGUGAUACAUACAGAGAUGGUCGCAUUUCCAACAAUGAGUGGUGCUACUGCUUUCAGAGAAAUCAAGAGCCACCCUGCCAGAUGGAACUAAACAAUAUUCAAAGACAACAACGAGGAAAGAAAUUGCUUGGAAUCUUUAUUCCGACUUGUGACGAAGAUGGUUAUUAUAAAGCAACCCAGUGUCACGGCAGUGUGGGACAGUGCUGGUGCGUUGACCGAUAUGGCAAUGAAAUGAGAGGUUCUAGGUCAAGUGGAUCACCAGAUUGUGUUGGUGAUAUAGAGAUUUCAGGUGACUUUGGCAGUGGUGACCUCCAUGAAUGGUCAGAUGAUGAGGAUGAUGGGGAAGUAACCAAUGAUGAGGAAGAGGAUGAUGAAGUUGACAAUGAAGACGAUGAAGAUGACGAUGAUGAAUAUGAUGUAGGAGGCUACAUAUGGUAGUCUGGAAAUGUCAUGAACUUUAAAAUUUGCACGUUUCUAUAGUGAAAUCUCAUCCGUUAUUAGACACAUUAAAAUGAACAAAGGAUAUUUCAGUCAACAUGUAUAUUUUGUACAAUUAUACCCUCAAAUAUGAAUCCUCCAGAAAUAGAUUCACAUCCUUUAAAAACUAUUGCAGUACAUGUUAACUCAGUAAUUUUUGAAAGCAUAAGUAAAAAAUUAUAAUCCAAACUAGUUAAAAGAAACAGUGCUAAAACACAUGUGAAAACCUCAACUAUUUUUGAAACUCAACUUCCUUUGAAUUGUGUUCUGUCAUUGUACAUGGUCACAUUGUGAUGCAGUAAACCUAGGCUCCUCCUCCACAAAUGGCCUGUGUACACUGUUCCUGGCAUUGAUCCCUGAAGCCACUAGUCACAGCUUUGAUUUGCUUUGUUUUCAGAAUGUCUUGGUUAUUCGGAUGGCAAAGACGAGAACAUGUAUAGCCAAACGAAUAAUUUGUCAGCAAUUAGUUAACUUUUGCAUAUGAACAUUAUUGUGGUGAAAUUUGCAGCAGUUGGAAUUUUUAGUCAGCAGUGGUUAUGGCAACAAACCAUUCUUGCCAUAUCUUAAAUAAAAUAUUAC
Molecule: messenger RNA, 2102 nt
Organism: Hemiscyllium ocellatum (epaulette shark)
Lineage: Eukaryota; Metazoa; Chordata; Chondrichthyes; Orectolobiformes; Hemiscylliidae
Product: testican-3-like
Exons: 12
Coding region: 51-1484 (477 amino acids)
Molecular function (GO): protein binding; calcium ion binding
Source: RefSeq, a predicted model, not a curated record